AUGGACAAUAGAGAAAGGGAGGAUACAAUACAUAAGGGAAAAUGUAGGAAUAUAGUAGAUAGAAUAAUUGAAUCAAUAAGGUACAGACAACAACCAAAAAUGAAGGAAAAAGGAUUGAGAAUAAUAAUUGUAGUAAUUGUAAGGGAUUGUAUUGAAGGAAACUUGGAAAAUGAAGUAUUUGAUCGAUUAAUAGGAUGUCCAGAAAUAAUGGAACAUGGAUAUAUUUUAGAAGAUUGGGAUGUUGAAAAUAGAUUUCAAAAAUUUUGGGAAUGGUAUAACACAAUAUUAGAAAAUGAUACGAAAGUAAAGCAUGUACAACCAAAUGCAAUAGUAGAAUUUAGAAAGUUGUUAUACAUGGAAGAAAGAAUAGCUGAAUUAGGAGGAUAUGAAAUGUUUGCCUUAAUACAAGAUAUGGAAUACGAAGAACCUGAGUUAUCACUAGAGGAAUAUAAACGGAGGUUGGGUAAAUAUAAACAAAAGACAAUACAAAGAUUUAUUGACACCAAACAAUUUACAAGGGAACCUGAUGACCCAGAUAGUGUUAGUCCUGAAAGUUAUGAAUUAGAGGACAGUGAUGGUAGUAUACAUUAUGAAAUAAAAAUAGAGGAUGAUGUCGAAUGGACAGUUGAAUCAUUAAAAAGAAAAAUUGAAGAAAUGGGUGGAAGGUUCACUGACAAUGAUAUACAAAGAAUGUGGGACCUAAGGAUAAGGAUAGAAUUGAUAUUAACAGAGGACUUUUUAGGUACAUUUUUCGAAUUAAUGGGACUAAGUGAUAAAAAAUUAAAAGAUGAAAUAAAUGAAUGGUUGACAAAAGAAACAUUAAUAUGUGGAAAUUGUAGAAAUAGAAAGUUACCUGAUAUGAUAGCAGACAUUGGACAAUGUAAAAAUUGUGAACAAGAAGUAUUAUUAGAAUUAAAGGACGACUUAGAAAAACUAGGGUACGAAUUAAAUGUGUCAGAAAUAGGGAGAAUAAGAGAAUUCAGGAUAAGCAAUAGUAUAAUAUUAACAACGGAAUUUAUGGAAAAAUAUCUCCAGGAAAUUGAUACGAAUGACAAAGAAUUAAGGAUAAAAUUAUAUGAAUGGAUAAAUGAAAAUACCACAUUUUGUUAUGAAUGUGGAAUAAGAUGGAUAAACAAUAAAUUUGACGAAGGAAAAACCAAGUGUAGGGAUUGUGAAAAUGACGAAAAUGAAAUUAAUAUCAGGGUUAAAAGAUUAAAACAAAUAUGUGAUGAUAAUAAAAUAGGAAUAACUAAUGGAGAGUUAUUGAGGUUAAUCAGCGAAUAUUAG
Messenger RNA from Rhizophagus irregularis DAOM 181602=DAOM 197198, 1287 nucleotides. NCBI's taxonomy places the organism in Eukaryota, Fungi, Glomeromycota, Glomeromycetes, Glomerales, Glomeraceae. The record is from RefSeq and is a predicted model, not a curated record.